CCUCCGAUCCUACGGCGCCGUUUCGCAUCAUCUCUCUCUCUCCCCGGCGCUCUACCGCCAGCUCCGUCGUGGAAAGUUGAAGGUAGAGAUUGUCGCGUGAGAAAGAGAUUGAAGCCGUGUGUCGAGACAAGAUGGGUGAGGGGCAAGAGAAGGACGCUCUUCCGAAUAACAAGCCUUCCACUGAACAUGACAUUUCUGAUGAGCUAGAUCUGAAAAUAAAGAAGUAUCUCAGAGGAGAAGUUGCUAAUUUGGAGGCUUUGAAGGAUAAAAAGCUGAAGGGUCAACUUGCUGUUAGAGAAGAAUUAUAUGGAAAAUCUGCAAAAGCUGCUGCUAAGGCAGAGAAGUGGCUUAUGCCUAGCGAGGGAGGUUAUCUGGAGGCUGAAGGCAUAGAGAAGACAUGGAGAAUCAAACAAGAGGCAAUAGCUCGUGAAGUAGAUAUCUUAAGCUCAAGGAAUCAAUAUGAUAUUAUCUUACCAGCACUUGGUCCAUACACUCUGGAUUUUACUUCGAGCGGCCGGUAUAUGGCUGUUGGUGGUCGUAAGGGUCAUCUGGGAAUCGUGGACAUGAUAAAUCUGAGCCUAAUCAAAGAGUUUCAGGUAAGAGAAACCGUGCGCGAUGUGGUCUUCCUGCAUAAUGAGCUCUUUUUUGCUGCAGCCCAGAAAAAGUAUACUUACAUCUAUAAUCGUGAAGGCACAGAGCUUCAUUGCCUCAAGGAACAUGGUCCAGUGUUAAGGCUUCAGUUUCUGGAAAACCAUUUUCUCUUGGCUUCAAUCAACAAACUUGGCCAGCUUCAUUAUCAGGAUGUUACAACGGGUAGCAUGGCUGGUAAUUUUCGAACUGGCUUAGGACGUACAAACGUGAUGCAAGUGAACCCUUUCAAUGGGGUUGUUUCUUUAGGUCACUCAGGUGGUACGGUUACUAUGUGGAAGCCAACCAGUUCUUCUCCUCUUGUUAAGAUGCUAUGUCAUCAUGGGCCUGUCUCAGCGCUGGCAUUUCACUCAAAUGGCCACUUAAUGGCCACUGCCGGGAAAGAUAAAAAAAUUAAGCUUUGGGACUUGAGGAAAUUAGAGGCUGCUCUACAAAUAUUACCAGGCCAUGCAAAUACUUUGGAUUUUAGUCAAAAAGGUUUGCUUGCUUGUGGUAAUGGUUCAUUUAUUCAGGUUCUGAGUGAUGUGUCUAGUACACAGAACUAUUCUAAGUAUAUGACUCAUUCCAUGGUGAAAGGUUACCAGAUAGGAAAAUUAGUAUUUCGACCAUAUGAAGAUGUUCUAGGCAUAGGGCAUUCCAUGGGCUGGUCUAGUAUUCUUAUUCCUGGAGCAGGAGAACCCAACUUUGACUCAUGGGUUGCAAACCCAUUUGAAACAUCUAAACAGAGGAGAGAAAAGGAAGUAAGGUCUCUUCUUGAUAAGCUUCCACCUGAGACCAUCAUGCUGGAUCCCAGCAAGAUUGGUACGGUAAAACCAACAAGAAAAGAGAAACCAACAAACCAAGAGAGGGAGGCUGAGAUGGAAGCUGCUGUUGAAGCUGUUAAGGGCACAAAAAUGAAGAACAAAACAAAAGGAAGAAAUAAGCCAGGUAAAAAGAUACAGAAAACGCAAGACGCAAUUGCUAGAGUGAAGAGGCCUUACUUAGAGCAUAAAAUUCAAGAGGAGGAAAACAUAUUGAGAAAGAAGCAGAACACUAGUGAGGGAGUUGAGCUACCAAAAUCUUUACAGCGGUUUGCUCGUAAGAAAGCAUCAUCAUGAUUAAAAACUUUGCCCAGUCAAGGAUUUUUCAUUCUUUCUUUCUAAUCUCUCUCUCGUUUAUUUCUUUUGUUUUUCAAGCUUCUUAAUUUGUAUUUGUCGCCCCCUUUGUUAUUUGUAGCCUUUAGUCUUUGUAUUAAUAUUUCUUGCCUUUUAAGGUAUAGGCCAUGACCAAAUUUUGCUUUGGAGAUACCCAUGGACCUGCUAGUAGCAAUCAUGAAGUGACAUUGGCAGAGGAGAAAUUUUUUU
Messenger RNA from Gastrolobium bilobum, 1991 nucleotides. RefSeq names its product probable U3 small nucleolar RNA-associated protein 7. Gene Ontology annotation, cellular component: nucleolus; small-subunit processome; 90S preribosome. The transcript is spliced from 8 exons. Lineage: Eukaryota; Viridiplantae; Streptophyta; Magnoliopsida; Fabales; Fabaceae. The record is from RefSeq and is a predicted model, not a curated record. Gene Ontology annotation, molecular function: protein binding. Gene Ontology annotation, biological process: maturation of SSU-rRNA from tricistronic rRNA transcript (SSU-rRNA, 5.8S rRNA, LSU-rRNA). Bases 132 to 1745 code for a protein of 537 amino acids.